AACAUAUCUCUUCACAACAACAAAAAGAAAAAGAAAGAGAAGAAAAAACCUGAAGCAGAGAAAAGCCAUCAAAACCUUGCACCACAAGUUGUGAGAAGCAGAGGAAGAGGCUCUACAUAUCUGUAGCUAGAGGAACUAGUUGUUUCUUCUGGUUUUCAAUGGCUACAUCGGUUUGUGCAACUGGGUUUAAAGGGGGUUUGUGUACUUCUUCCUUCCAUGGAAGCUGGGGAACUUCCAUGGCGGGUGAAGACUAUGCGGCGCUAGCCAGGUCGGUCCGGACCAAUGUUCCAGUGGGAAAGCCGGUGAGACUCAGGCCCAUGAUGAAGAAUGUAAACGAAGGAAAGGGUCUUUUUGCUCCAAUUGUUGUCGUCACGCGUAAUAUAAUUGGAAAGAAGACCUUCAAUCAGCUUAGGGGCAAAGCAAUUGCUCUACACUCACAGGUGAUCACGGAAUUCUGCAAAUCCAUAGGGGCGGACGCGAAGCAGAGACAAGGAUUGAUUCGACUGGCAAAGAAGAACGGAGAGAGACUUGGCUUCCUUGCAUGAUGGAAUAUAAAAUGUUUGAGAAAUGUUUAAUUUCUUUUAUGGAUUUCCAGAUGUAAAUACUUUCUUCGUCUGGGCUUCCCUGAGCAUGCUAUAUGUAUUCAGUUUAGCUCUAGUAUUUCAUUUUUCAAUUACUGGGAUAAAGGUCAUGAAGGUAUCAGGAAUGUGCUUUAUAAAAAAUAAGAAAAUUCUGUCUAA
This is a messenger RNA of Vitis riparia (riverbank grape), 740 nucleotides long. Its product is annotated as protein PROTON GRADIENT REGULATION 5, chloroplastic. The transcript has 2 exons. Gene Ontology annotation, molecular function: electron transfer activity. Bases 159 to 545 code for a protein of 128 amino acids. NCBI's taxonomy places the organism in Eukaryota, Viridiplantae, Streptophyta, Magnoliopsida, Vitales, Vitaceae. The record is from RefSeq and is a predicted model, not a curated record. Gene Ontology annotation, biological process: response to high light intensity; photosynthetic electron transport in photosystem I. Gene Ontology annotation, cellular component: chloroplast.